CUGAGAUUUAAAUUAACAGUAGAGAUUGCAAAAUUAUCUUCCGUUUCAGGAUUAGGGUUUCACCGUUACAGUGAAACAUGGGAGAACCAAAACGAAUCUAUCUGCGUAUCUUUGCGCUGCUCCUCUUCAUUUCCGCCUCUUCGUUUCAGCUUCUCCGCGCUUUCGAUGACGCGAUCUUUUACGAGUCGUUCGACGAGGAUUUCGAAGACCGUUGGAUUGUGUCUCAGAAAGAUGAGUACAAUGGUGUCUGGAAACAUGCCAAGAGUGAGGGACAUGAUGAUUAUGGGCUUCUUGUCAGUGAGAAAGUAAGGAAAUAUGCUAUAGUAAAAGAACUUGAUGAGGCCGUGGGUCUCAAGGAUGAAACAGUUGUUCUUCAGUUUGAAACUCGGCUUCAGAAUGGCCUUGAGUGUGGUGGUGCAUAUCUAAAAUAUCUCCGACCACAGGAGGCUGGAUGGAAAUCCAAGGAAUUUGAUAAUGAAUCUCCAUAUUCUAUCAUGUUUGGUCCUGACAAGUGUGGUGCCACAAACAAAGUACACUUCAUUUUCAAGCAUAAAAAUCCCAAGAGUGGGGAGUAUGUUGAACACCAUCUUAAGAAUCCCCCUUCUGUCCCGUCUGACAAAUUAUCUCAUGUGUACACGGCCAUUUUGAAGUCUGACAAUGAGUUGCAAAUAUUGAUUGAUGGGGAACAGAAGAAGAAGGUAAAUUUCUUAUCUGCUGAUGAUUUUGAACCCCCUCUUAUCCCUCCCAAGACAAUCCCAGAUUCUGAUGAUAAGAAACCUGAGGACUGGGAUGAGAGAGAGAAAAUUCCAGACCCUAGUGCAGUAAAGCCAGAUGACUGGGAUGAGGAUGCACCCUUGGAAAUUGUUGAUGAAGAAGCAGAGAAACCUGAAGGAUGGUUAGACAAUGAACCCGAGGAGAUUGAUGAUCCAGAGGCAACAAAACCAGAAGAUUGGGAUGAUGAGGAGGAUGGUGAAUGGGAAGCCCCAAAGAUUGAGAACCCAAAAUGUGAAGCAGCCCCCGGUUGUGGUGAGUGGAAGAGGCCAAUGAAGAGGAAUCCAGCUUAUAAAGGAAAAUGGCAUGCCCCACUUAUUGAAAAUCCUGCUUAUAAGGGUAUUUGGAAGCCUCGGGAUAUUCCAAACCCUGAUUACUUUGAACUUAAGAAACCUGAUUUUGAGCCUAUCGCUGCUAUCGGUAUUGAGAUUUGGACGAUGCAAGAUGGCAUAUUGUUUGACAACAUCUUGAUAUCUAAAGAUGAUAAAAUUGCCGAGUCUUAUCGGGAGACUAGAUGGAAGCCCAAGUUUACCGUUGAGAAAGAAAAACAGAAGGAAGAAGAUUCAGAAGCUGGAUCAAGUGGCCUUGCUGGCUUCCAGAAGAAGGUAUUUGACCUGUUAUACAAGAUCGCAGAUAUUCCCUUCCUGAGUGCCUACAAGCUUAAAAUAUACGAUGUCAUUGAGAAGGGUCAAGAGCAACCAAAUCUCACCGUUGGAAUUGUUGUCGCCGUUGUGGUUGUCAUCUUGUCAAUUUUCUUGAGGCUCAUAUUUGGAGGGAAGAAGAAGCCAACAAGGGUGGAGAAGACAAACCCAGAACCCGCAGAAACUGCGAGUAGCCAAGGCAGUGGUGAGAAUGAAGAAAACAAAGAGAAGGAGGAAUCAUCUGCCCCUGCACGUCGGAAGCCAACAAGGAGAGACAAUUGAAAUGAUUGAAACUUGACACAGACAGGGGCGGCCAUUAAAGAACACUACCGCACAUAAAUUUUGAGCUUAGUUUGGGCAUUAGGCCAAAUACCGUAGUAGGUAGCACGUUCUUGUCAUUUGUCUCCUGCACCUUUCGAAAGAUGAUAUUGCAUAAGGGAGUGUAGAUCAGAUAUUUUGUGUCGUGCUGAUGAUCACUUUGGAGACUUGAGCAUUUUAAGCUAAUUGAGGCUGUACAAUCACAAUUAUUUUUCUAGUAAUGUAGCACAGAAAUCAACUCACUGUGUUACAUUUCCAUCUUUAAACUAGAACCCUGGUUUGAGUGCACGUGUGACGUGAUCCACCAUAAAGAAUACGUGGGAAACAUUUCCGCUGUGUGAAUCUUGACUGCAAUCAGGCAGAAUCCUUACUUCUCUAAUAAUUUUUCGGAAAUGUUAUUAACGAAUUUACUUUAUAAA
Molecule: messenger RNA, 2149 nt
Organism: Glycine soja
Lineage: Eukaryota; Viridiplantae; Streptophyta; Magnoliopsida; Fabales; Fabaceae
Product: calnexin homolog
Exons: 6
Coding region: 78-1694 (538 amino acids)
Biological process (GO): protein folding
Cellular component (GO): endoplasmic reticulum membrane; endoplasmic reticulum
Molecular function (GO): calcium ion binding
Source: RefSeq, a predicted model, not a curated record